GAAGAAAUCGGAUCUUGGAGAGAUCGGGAGCUGGAAAAAGAAAAAGCACACGCAUGCACUAAAAAAAAGACAAACCAAACCAACAGCUACUGUACUGGUACAUGUACCACGCCAACCAAUACGACGAUGUCUAGUGCCAGCAAAAAGCGCAAGUCGGAUGAGGAGGACACUCCUGAAGAGGAAGAGGGCAGGACGGAGAAGAAGAAGAGUAAAAAAGACAAGAAGAAGAAGGAAAAGCACUUUUGGAAAGGAUGGCCCACCAAACUGAUUCGCAAGGUGACUUUGGUCAACGAGGCUGAAGAUCGAUUGCCCGUUCAUACACUGACCUUUGAGAUUCCCACUCCCGCUACUUCUAGUAGUAGUACUACUACUAGUGAGGAUAAGAUGAUUCCCCAUACGUCGGUUUGCAUGGAACUGGGCGACGUGGUCAAGAUGGUGAUUCCCGGCUACAAACCAAAAUCCUAUUCCAUGUGCCGCAAAACGGACCAAGAAUUCGACUUGACACUCAAAGUCUAUCCGGAUGGAAGAGCGUCGGGAUAUCUCGAUCGAUUGGCCGUGGGAGACACGGUGGGAAGUUUUGGACUCCGCAAAAACAAGCAACACAAUCCGGGAGCCUUUGUUGGUAUCAUUUGUUUUGGGGUGGGAAUCACCGAGGGAUUGCCCGUGGCACGUGCACAACUAGCACUAGAAGAUGGUACCACAAAAGUGGUGCUACUAUGGGCAUCACGCACCACGGCAGAUACGUUUUGGAAGGAUUCCAUUCAACAACUGCAAGAACAAUACCCCAACAAAUUUCAAAUGGUCCAUAUUCUUUCUCGAGAAGAAAAAGAAGAAUGUCUCCAUGGCCGUAUCAAUCCGCAGAUACUCGGUCAAGUAUUCCGACCAGACGACAAAGCUCAGGCUAGAUUCGUUUCCGUGGGAACCAAGGAAAUGAUGAAACAAACCGACCAAAUGUUGCUACAGUUGGGGUAUACAUUCCCACAGAAUCUGUUGCUCCCAAAACAACAAGAAGAAACUAAGGAGGGUGGAAAACAAGAAGAGGAAGACUAGCAAUUUAGAAUAGAAUUGUGCGGGAGUAGGGGCCGUGCAAUUACACAUACAAUAGGAUGAAACAUCCAUCUGUGAUGCCAAAGCAAAACAAUUCUCCAAUCGAAUCGUCCCAUCGAUCGUCCUGCGAUCCACCGAGCUGUACGUCGAGCAGAGCCCACGAUAAUUCGAUACCUCAUGCAGUGGACGGGAGGGAUCAAAAGGACAUGAGAAAGGGUAGUGCACAGAACUAAUAAGUCUUGCAGUGAGAGUUACAAACGUUUGACUCGCACAAAAUUGUAAAUUGUGUUGUAAAACCAUUCACCAAAAUGGUACUCGCUUC
This is a messenger RNA of Seminavis robusta, 1369 nucleotides long. The record is from the annotation of a GenBank genome assembly. NCBI's taxonomy places the organism in Eukaryota, Bacillariophyta, Bacillariophyceae, Naviculales, Naviculaceae.